Pogonomyrmex barbatus (red harvester ant) is the source of this 382-nucleotide messenger RNA. RefSeq lists its product as uncharacterized. NCBI's taxonomy places the organism in Eukaryota, Metazoa, Arthropoda, Insecta, Hymenoptera, Formicidae. The record is from RefSeq and is a predicted model, not a curated record.
GUAUGAGUGUAUGUAUGUAUAUAAAUGUAUCUAUGUAUGUAUGUGCAUAUGGUGAACGUUUUCAUCGGAGUUCGCUAUUCGUCAGUUCAGUAUUCUCUUACUUCCAUGUAAAAAGUUACUGCCAUAAGCCGCAAACCUGUUUUUCUAUUCUUAAUAUGAAUAACGGUACUUUCUCGGUUGACUUGAUACCCGAGACACUACCGUGUCUCCUAAUUCCUCAGUUAGCAACUGAUUGCUGUAGCAGUAACAUACAAAACAUAGAAAAUGUUCAGGAAAAUUGGUUUUACGAAAAUAAUAGAUGGCUUCCAUCGGCAGACUGGGUCUUCGUGUCGAAUAAUUUUUACUUUUAUGAAUUAUUGUAUAUUCGUAAUUAAAAUUGUAU